CUUGUGGGUAUUUUAGGCGUUCGAGCCCUAGAGUGGUUAAGCUUGGAGAUGGAACGGGGUUGGUUCGGGUUGGUUCUCCUUAACUAACGUCGUAGUGGAAAUUUACGCGAGUAUUUGCGGCACUGCCUAAAAUUCUAGAUGCGAUUUGCUCUUCGAUUUGGAAUCGUGGUUGUGCUUCGUGUUGCUUUUUUGGAUCAAAGUUUAAUGACAUUGUCACAUUGUUGAUACACUAUUAUUGUUCUUUAUUGGAUAGUAAUACCACUAAAUUAUUUUUCAAGAGGAUGAAGAUUGAUUUCUUGGGCUGAAAAUUCUGUCUACACGCCCAAAAAAAAAGGAAAGAAAAGAGCAGAAUGUUAGGAAAUUGGCACCAAUAAAUCUAGUGGCGAAAGUUUAGAAAAAGUCGAGACGUAGGAAAAAAACCUGUAGAAUUUGUAUUUUGUUGCAGUUGGAAACUUGGAAGGAUGAAAUGUAUGCAAAAGACUAUAUCACCUCAUGCUUCACUAGGUUUGCAUUAUGGUCGAGUGAAUUGGAAAGUUUGGAUGGUCAGUUCCCGGUGAUGAUUCUUUUCUCUGAUGUGGAAGAAACUCUUACUCUUCCCAAAUAUUCAAAUCACCUCAGGUCCCCAGGUAUUGGAGUUGGAACCUUCGGUUACUUUUUUCGAUGUGUCAUUGGAACCUUCUUAUUAUCUGAAGAAAGAAACACUUGAAGAGACCUUUACUCUGAGGUGUAAUGUGGAAAGUACGCUUGUUGAUUGUUACUAGAUGGGAAAAUCCGUCGCAGACGAGAAGAUUCUCAGCUACAAUGAUGUGGUACUCAGACCGUCAGACCUCGACAUUCUCAAUGGUCCAUAUUUUCUCAACGAUCGCAUCAUUGAAUUUUACUUCAGUUACCUUUCUUGCUGCUAUCCUUCUGAGUACAUCUUACUAGCCCCACCUUCAAUUGCUUUCUGGAUAUCAAAUUGUCCAGACAUUGACUGCCUCAAGGAUUUCUUACAACCCCUCAAUCUUUCUAGGAAAAGCCUAGUAAUCUUACCCGUCAAUAACAACAAUGAUGUGACUGUAGCUGAAGGUGGGAGUCAUUGGAGCUUACUUGUGUUUGAGAGAACUGCUAAUGUAUUUGUACAUCAUGAUAGUUAUGGGGGAAUAAAUUCAAGGCAUGCCAAACGGCUUUAUAAAGCUAUUGUCGGCUAUAUGGAGACUUGCGACACUUGUAGAUAUCUAGCAUGGGAUAGAACCCCGCAGCAGGUGAACAGCUAUGAUUGUGGUUUAUAUGUUACUGCUAUUGCAAAAGCUAUAUGCAGCUGGUAUGGAAGUGGUGGACAAAGAGAUGGAGAUCAGUUGUGGUUUUCGGUGGUGAAUGACCAGGUUACUCCGUCCGUUGUUGCUGAGAUGCGGAAAGACAUUUUGAGGCUGAUUACAAGUUUAAUGGCCGACGAGUAAAAAUCUUGAAUUGCUUUUGUUUGUUCAAGACUUGACAGGCAAGGGUUGUUUCCUUCAGCUGCAAAAAGGAUACCCCUGCACUACGGGGACCUGGUUCCUGGACCGCAUUUAUAAAUACUGCACAUGUAUGUAGUCUAAGAGGGUGUCACCGUCGAACCCAGUAUUUGCUCUUAGAAAGAGGUAUCAGACAAGGUACUCUUCUCCCCCUUUGUUUCUGGAUACAAAUGACCCAGAAAUAUUAAGCUGUUUUAAUCAAUUUGGUACAUUUUUACAUCA
Messenger RNA from Rhododendron vialii, 1715 nucleotides. RefSeq names its product NEDD8-specific protease 1. Lineage: Eukaryota; Viridiplantae; Streptophyta; Magnoliopsida; Ericales; Ericaceae. The record is from RefSeq and is a predicted model, not a curated record. The transcript has 2 exons. The coding region runs from base 762 to 1439 and encodes 225 amino acids. Gene Ontology annotation, biological process: proteolysis. Gene Ontology annotation, molecular function: cysteine-type peptidase activity; deNEDDylase activity.